Rotaria sordida is the source of this 584-nucleotide messenger RNA. The record is from the annotation of a GenBank genome assembly. NCBI's taxonomy places the organism in Eukaryota, Metazoa, Rotifera, Eurotatoria, Philodinida, Philodinidae.
AAGAUUUACAAGAAUGUUUAGGAAGUUUUGGAUAAAUUCGACUAGAAUGGCUCAAUAUGGAUAAUAUGUCCAUACAUAGACAUUCAUCAAAUAGUAUGAGAAAUUUUUAUUAAGAAAAAGUUUUUAAAUUGAAAGUUUCUUUUAAAUUAGUUACGACCGGUAUUGCUUAUGCUAUUUAUGAAAAUGAAGAAUUCAUUCAUCAUAUUUUACAUAUAUGUUCAACAAAAACUGAUCGAUCAUUAGAUGAUGGUCGAUGUGAAUAUUAUCUUGAUGUUGAUAGUCAACAAACAAUUUCACGAAGAAAAAGCAUAGAAAAAUAUUUUCUUUAUCUAAAUUCGAAUUAUUCCGUAGAAGAUUCACAAUGGUUAUCUGAAAGUGAUAGCUAUGAAAGUUGGGAACAACGACUUGGUUCUACUGAACAUAUUAGUCGAACAGUAUUUGUGGGUGCUUUACAUGGCAUGAUGACUGCUUAUGCGUUGGCUCGAAUAUGCCAACAAUUAUUCGGAGAUGUAGAAUAUGCAGCUAUUAAUACUGAUAGAAAUAAAUAUCCUAUUAGUAAAUAUAUUUUGUAUAGUCUGAAGUAG